AUGAAGGGCUUUCAGUAUCGAUGGGUCGUUGUGGAAUCGACUAAUGGUGUGUUGGAAUACUAUGAGAGAGAGGAGCAUAAGAAAUUUCAAAAACCCCGUAGCUCUGUUAGUCUUGUGUUUGCUACGGUUUGUCCCUCAGACGAAGACUCACAAACCUUCAUUGUAAAUACAUCUCAAGGCGAGAAUCUCCGUUUCAAGGGUGAGUUGCCGAAACUAAUCUUACGUCGUUCUUUUCAAGGUGUCGCCCCACUCUCUGUUGGCCUUGCAGGUCUGCCAUCACCUGUGCAGCGACCGUCUCUUCUGCCCGUGAAGGAGGCUCGACCGGUAAUGUUGAACUCCUCCAAUUCGGGUAGGUAUCUCGCCCCUUUGCUCUCUCACCCUCUGUUUAAAUUACCCUGUGAUUCACAUACAAGAACUCGAGGUUAUGGCGUCGAUGCUAGUUGUAAUUCGCGUAAACGUGGGGUGAACGUAGCUAGGCUUGAACACAAGCACACUAUCUUCAACAAAUCCGAGUAUUUAAAGUCUACCAGUCGUUCCGAAGCCACCGCUCUAUCAGCAGUAGAACUGGACGCAGUGCUGAUAGAAAAUUUGCCUUGGAUGCCCCUUCUCCUUAUUCGUAUGCUUCUUCCAUUCGCGAGUUCUCUUAGCUCCGAAGUCAAUCUCAACGCCAACGAUGCACCAGCUCUGGUGGAUCCCUACCAUCAGCUAAAUGAACUCUUCCGGCUACUUGAACGUGAGGGCAAUCUCCUGGGUCGAGAUAUUGACGACUUGUACAAUCAACCGACUGUAGCCUUCGCCAACAGAAGUCCUGAAGUCACCGAACUUUACCGGAAUCUUCUCAUAAUAAAGGCAACAAGCCAGGCUUCAAUCAAGUCUCUAAAGCAAUGCCUUGGUGGGCUCCAACGCGACAAUAGCAAUGUUUCUCUCGAUGUGGGUCUCCUUUAG
Hydatigera taeniaeformis is the source of this 945-nucleotide messenger RNA. The record is from the annotation of a GenBank genome assembly. NCBI's taxonomy places the organism in Eukaryota, Metazoa, Platyhelminthes, Cestoda, Cyclophyllidea, Taeniidae.